This is a messenger RNA of Chironomus riparius, 465 nucleotides long. Lineage: Eukaryota; Metazoa; Arthropoda; Insecta; Diptera; Chironomidae. The record is from the annotation of a GenBank genome assembly.
AUGCUUCUUCUACUUUCAGAUGAUCAAAAUGAUGCUUGCAGUUGUCUUCGUCUUCAUUUUUUGCUGGCUGCCAUUCAACUUGUUCAUGGUUGUUACAAUCCAAUAAUCUACGGUUUAAUGAAUUCACGAUUUAAAGCUUGCUUCAUCGCAGUUUUGUAUCGCAUACCAGGAUUUCAGAAGUUUUUCGCUCGUCGUUUAAGAGGUACUCGUGAAAGAUAUCCCAAUAAUGGGGAAAGUAUAUUUUUAGCAUUAAAUCAUCAACAGACUUGUAUUAACAAAACUAAUCGCAUCGUUAAAAAUGAUGAUUAUUAUAAUGGUGACGUUCGAGUUAAUGGGUUUGAAGAGAAUUCACAUUUGCAUAGAAUGAACACGAGUACGACAUAUAUUAGUACAAGAAGGAAGCAACAGCAUACAACUGGAAAGAUUGUUCAGAAAGUUGAGGUUUGUAAUCAAUUUGUCAUUUAA